CUUCAGAGGCAGUGCGACUUGGUUCCUGACCGUCUUACUACACGCGGACACCUCAGCCUGUCCAUCCUGAUAUCCACCCCUGGAACUAUACUGCACAGCCUUGUCAUCUGCGCAAUCUACCCGAUAAUCACCACCGACCCGCCUGAACUCCAGAGCCGUUGCCGGCACAAUGUCUGACAGUGACAAGACUUAUGGCUUCACGGCCCUUCCAGCCGAUCAAUCGCAAGACAAGCCCAGAACAACUAGCCCCGAGCCCAUGGCCGUCUCUUCGCUCCAGCCUCCAAACACACCGCUCGCGACACGCGUCGACGGCUAUGUUAAGUCCAAGCUCGAUGCUGACACUUACCGCCACAGUCUGCGCGUGUACUGCUACGGCUGCGCCAUAGCAAGGCAGUGCUUUCCCGAGUUUGAGCUCACGCAAGGCUCCAAACUGGACGAAACUUGGUUCUUGACCGCCAUGCUGCAUGAUAUUGGCACUUGCGACGAGUUUAUGACGAGUACUCGUCUGAGCUAUGAGUUCUUUGCCGGUGUCCAUGCCUUUGAUCUCCUGCAGAACCCCAAGGUCUCGGGCGGAGACGGCGUAGCGCCUCGAGAACAGGCCGAAAGUGUCGUGGAAGCCAUCAUCAGACACCAGGAUGUUCAGGACAAAGGGAAAGUGACUCUGGUCACCAGACUGAUCCAUUGGGGAACGCUGUUGGACAACAUUGGCGCCGGGAAAGAGUUGGUACACCCAGACACCAUUGAGAACGUGGUGAGAGCACACCCCCGCCCGGGAUGGAGUGGCUGCUUCAAGAGAACGGUUGAGAAGGAGAAGAAGUAUAAACCGUAUGCUAUGGUUAGCCGGAUUGAAGGAUUUGAAGAGCUCAUUGCCGGAAAUGGAGCCGCUGGAGGACUGAUGGCCAAAUAUGACUGAAUUAGUGGGAUGCAACCAUGACUGCGCGAAUUAGCUUUGACGAGACCAUUUCAAAUUA
Messenger RNA from Cladophialophora immunda, 971 nucleotides. RefSeq lists its product as uncharacterized. The record is from RefSeq and is a predicted model, not a curated record. The coding region runs from base 170 to 913 and encodes 247 amino acids. Lineage: Eukaryota; Fungi; Ascomycota; Eurotiomycetes; Chaetothyriales; Herpotrichiellaceae. The transcript has a single exon.